AUACCGACUACUUUAUAGCACAUGUCGCACGUUAAAUUACAUCAAGAUGCAUUAGCCAAUCGUCCCUACUUGACAAUGCCGUAUUUGUUUCAUUUAUAUAAAAGCAACGAAGGAAGAAUUCCUCUCAGUUGGAAGUACUUACUUAAACGACAAAAAUGAUCAAACUGAUUUUUCUAAGUUUGUUGGUAUCAUCAAUACAAGCACAUCCAGGAUAUGAUUUCCAUGGAUUGGGUGCAAUAGCGGCGGUUCCUCCUAUAAUUUCAGCACCUGUGAUUGCUCCAGCUCCAAUUUUGGCCUCAGCACCAAUUAUUAAAACUAUUGCACCAGCUCCUAUUAUUAAAACUAUAGCUCCUGCAGCUACUAGUUACGCUACAAUUACGAAGGUCCACAUCGGUCAUCCUGCACCAAUUGUAAAGACUAUCCUUGCGCCACAACCAAUACUGAAGAGUUAUUAUUCUGCUCCUUUGACACUUGGCCAUGCUUAUCAUUGAAAUAAUCCAACUUGUUUUUUUUUGUGUAUAUAAUUUGUUGUAUGUGACUGUAGUAUGUAGAUAAUUUUGGCAAUAAAUGUUUGCAUAGACAGAA
Molecule: messenger RNA, 585 nt
Organism: Zophobas morio
Lineage: Eukaryota; Metazoa; Arthropoda; Insecta; Coleoptera; Tenebrionidae
Exons: 3
Coding region: 156-491 (111 amino acids)
Source: RefSeq, a predicted model, not a curated record